Messenger RNA from Spirodela intermedia, 3134 nucleotides. Lineage: Eukaryota; Viridiplantae; Streptophyta; Magnoliopsida; Alismatales; Araceae. The record is from the annotation of a GenBank genome assembly.
AUGGAGGACGGGGUCACGGAGAAGAAAUCGUCCUACACGUACUGGGUGCGGGAGGCCUCCUUCGAUGCGGCUCCCCGGCCCGUGCCCCGCAAGCUCUCCGCAGAGGACCUUUCCAAGCAGUCGCAGCAACCUGGCAACACGCUCGGAUCAGUCUGGAAUCAGGUCAACCAUCCAUAUUACCUGCAUAUUUCCUCUAUCAUUUGUUCGGUGUGUCAGUGGUUAUUUUCCAUCGACUAUUUCUCUAUUCAGAGAAUAAUGCCCAUCCAGACUGUUCAGUAUUUUUGAUACCGCCGUACCAUGAAGAUCGUUACGCUUUAAAUAAUGCGGGGAUUAGCUGAACCGAUACCCUAGUGGCACGGUAAAACAUUGAAGAGGAGUUCCUCACACCUAGGAAAUCCUGACUCUUAUCCCGAGCUAAGGCGGGACCUCCAUACCGUUGCCAUGAUUUGGUAUCUGAAGGGAUUGCUUGAUAUCUCUGACAAGAACCUCUCACCGAGUCAGCACGAUCCAACUAAUCUUUCUUACCUUUUGACGUCUCCUAUGAUAUUGAGUUUCUAAGCCACAAGCUUGCAUUCCCUUCUGUGUCCUUGCUUAUUGGCCUAUGAUAUUCCUUCCGCAGAUUUCAUUACUCACUGUACAGAUCGUACUUCACCUGUUUCUACAUGCCCUGGAAAGCAUUGUCAGUUUGUUAUUCGAAUGCACGAUGAUUGCCGCGACGUGACUUUGAUAAUCAGAGCUUUUUUAAUACUCUCGAAUAUAUCUUGUCUCACGGCUUGCCUUGAUCGGUGUUCUCCUUAGUCCUGCAAUGGCCCAGAGUCUUGAUCCAAGGCAACUUUAUCUUACUCUCUAGAUUUGUUGGCAUCGACUGGCCAACGGGAUAGACUUCUGUUGAUAGAACACACUCUAGGUGUGUUCUGUCAAUCGAUAUGCCUUCUCUUCUUUAUAUUCACUGCCCGGCCUCCACGCAUAUUGUGCCAUCAGUUGCAUAUAAUGGACCCUAGGCAUGUGUCGUCCAUGCCUGAUCCACUCUAGGUGUGUGCAUAUCGAAUGCAGCCAUUCGCCGUACACAUUUCAUGUCCAUAUUGGCGUGUGCAAAUGGUCGCAUAUUUCAUGGCAGCCCGGAAUUCAUGCAGUAAUUCUGAAAUCGCACUGGUCCCGGGGUUAAUGCCAGCCCAUCAUCACCUCCACAUGCAUGCGGCCUGCCUCCCACGCCUCGUCUCCAUCUUGUCAGUGUGAUGACAAGUGGUCUUGCACGCAUGCUCCAGGCUACGGUCCGUGGCACUGCUCUGUCAUGCUUCCACACACGGUGCUGCUAACGGUACUGGGGUGUGUCAUGUGCUGUGCCUUAUUUUCCCGUGUCCUGAGCCUUGGUUGCCUGAGUCAGAGAUAUCAGACGUCAGGUGAGAUGUUGAUGGGAUUAGACUUGCCACAAGUAUAAUUUACCGAUUUCACAUAUGUAGUUAGUUCUUCUCUUGCUUGGGGUCACCUUCCUUGAUCUCAAACUACAUUUGGGGACCAUGUUUGAGCCAGCUGUUCAGGUAGUGACUUAUAGUAGCAAAAUAUGGGUUCAACUCUUCACCCAAUGAGUCAGAUGCCUUCUGAAUUAAAUUCAUGACAAAUCAGUUCUAGUAACAGCACCUAUAGUUUUAAAAGAUAAAAAUACCAAUAAAAUAUAACUAUGAAAACUAAGUUCUCAUUGGAUGAGGUGUGGCAGUUUCCUGAUCUUCUGAGAUCUACUGAUAGUCUUAGAUUUUUAGCAAUUUCGAUCGACAUUUCGGUUUUGUCUCUGUUUCCCUGAGUCAGAUUCAGUAGACCCUGGCGAAUGGAAGCAUCUAAGAUGCUGUAUGUGAAACCACUUUUCCAUUUGCAUGGGCUGUUAUUUAUUUGGUGCCAUCUGUGAAAAGUGACAACCGUUUGCGUAUGUUUGCAGGCUGGAACAUGGGAGGAGAAGAACCUCAAUGGAUGGGCGAGCAAUAGGAUAAGAGUCUGUAUGACAUGAUUUUUGUAGCUUGGUAGCUUUGAAUGUGUUCGAUUCAUCUAAUCUUCUUCGGCCAUACUUCAGGAGAUGCUCAAAUCUUUGGGUUCCUUGGAGUUUUGUAAUGGAAAAGCUGAUGUCAGUGAAGUGUCAAAGUGUGUAGGUGAUGUGAGUAUACUAUCCCUCGCCUUACCUCUGUUAGAUUUAUUUUUCAGGAUAUGUAUUGCGUUGGUUCUCAAAGGAUCUUUCCAGUCCCCCCGCCAUGAAUAUAUUCGAUAGGGUAUUGUUUUGUCCCGAUUACAAACCAAGAGUCUAUUAGAUUCUUUGUUCGCCGUAUCUGCCAUGGUGUCCCUUUUCAGAGCAGAAUCUUCUGUUUUCUUCGUCAGUUUUUACUAGGUAGCCAUGAAAAAUAUGUCAGGCUUUUUCUUGCUUGUCACUUAUGUUAUCUCUGAUCAAUAUCUUCUGGUCUCCGGCGGCGGGGAUUCUCAGGUGUUAUAGUCGAUUGGAAAUUUUUAGUCUCGUUCUCUUUUUCUCCUGCAUCGGCAGUCUGCGUCGCCAGUGUUGAGGGUGACUAUUGUAUGCUUCUUCGCUGUUCUUCCAUGCCUUUUCCCCCUUGACUUGACUGACACUGGGGCCCGUGCGCCUCUUGCACAGGCCUUCCUGGUGACCGUGAGAAAUAAGAAGCGCGUCGGCUACACCUACGAGCUGUCCUUGAAGUUCAAAGGCAUGCCACCAUCUCUCUCUCUCUCUCUCUCGCUCGUUAUCGGAUAUGGGCACGUGGUGACGGCUCGUUCGAACUCAAUGGAGACAGGAGAGUGGGCCGUCGGCGAAGAAAGGAAGAUGAUCGAGGGUCACUUGGACGUCCCCGAGUUCUCCUUUGGGGAGCUCGAUGACCUGCAGGUAUCGCAUUUAUCUGAGAAGCCUGCGGGUCACCCAUCCCAUUCCAUCUCAGCUCAUUUCCCAUAGCCAGCCGGGUGACGUUUUCUUCUCUCUCUCUCCCUCUCUCUCUUUGUGGGUAUCGCAGGUCGAGGUGAGGAUCAGCGACGAGAAGGGGCUAGCGGCCGAGGACAAGAGCCGGAUCCGAUCCGACAUGAAGUCAUUCCUGUCUCUGAUCCGCGAGAAGCUCCACAAGUUCGAGGAGGAGAUUGCUCAGAGGUAG